AUGACAAACAGUGAAGAGCCAUUGAUAUCUGAUUUUAAAGAGAUUGAGCCCAAUCGUGACAACACAAACAUUGAUAAUAUAAUUGUUAUAGACGAUGAGAACGACGACGCCUCAGAAAAUCAUUCCGAUUUCAACUUCUCUUCUCAACAAAUAUUUGUUCUUGAGGAUCAAUCACACCACACCACAAGAGAUCUGAAUAAACAAACAAAUUCUAAUGAACAACUAAAACAAGUAAAAAACCAACUUACCAAUACAGUGGCCAAAAAUUCAAAGGAAAAUACACUUGACAAAAUAUUCAAUAAACCUGAAAACUUUGAAAAUGAAAUAUUUAAGUCGGUUGGAUGUGAAAAAGAAACGUUCAAAAACUCUGAAAUUCUCACCCCUUUCAAAACACAACCCAAAUUCGACGAAAUGAAAAAAACAAAUUUUAACCCUCAAAUUGCACCACCACCAUUAAUUUCCAAAAUUCCACAAAUUGUCAAAACCCCUGUUUUUGGAACAAUUCAAAAGAGUCAAACAACACUAUUAUUACAAGAGAAAGUGAAAGAACAUCAGAAAGAAAAAAGCCUGAUAGACGACUUGAUGAGUGAGAUGAACAACCUUCCGAAAGUCAAAUUGAUACAUCGCAAUGAAGAAGAACAAUUUGAUGCCAUUCCGGACUUAAUGGACACCCCUUUAAAAGCGGAGAAUAAUUUUGUAUUUACUUGGGCGCAGUCAGAACUCAACGAAGGAAAAGGUGUCGCUCUCAAUGUCUUACGUGACAAGUAUUUUGCGCAAAAUGGCGCUUUUCAAAGUGAACAGGACAAACACGAUUUAUUUGAGAAGGAGAUGACAAAGAAUGGCUUCAAAACAAUAACUACGAAGUUGGAGUUUUCAUAUGCAGUGCGACCCGAACAGGUCUUUGAUGUCUUCCGCGCUGUCAAAAGUCAUUCUGAAUACUCCGAUGGUGAUUUUGUGUAUAUCGAUUUUUUAGACCUCUUCUUGAAGGACUUUGAAACGACUGAAGUUGUUGUCCCACAGGCAUGGGGAGAGAAAGGACAACUUUUGAAGUUAACACGAAGUGGGUGCUACUAUCGACUUCUUGGUGGAGUGAGAGGAGAUGGGGCGGUAAUACAACCGGUAGUCGCUUCAAAGUCCAUACAAGAACUUAACGCACUGAGAGAGUUGAAUUGUUUUGUAAAGGAAAAGGAUCAUUUAGACGAAGAAGAUCUUGUCGAGUGGAUUUAUACCAAUUUCACAAGUAGUUUGGUGUGUUUUUAUGGGACCCCCAAGUUGUAUGUGGUGCCCGACUAUUUCAGUGCAAGUGUCAAAAAAGUGAUAGAAAAGAUCGACGAAAAAUUAAGAAGAUAUUUUGAGGUAUUGUAUAUCCCAGAUGAGGCAGUUUUAGGGGCGCCUGUUGGUGCGAUUUCAAAAAAUGUUGUGAAUGAAAUAGUCAAGCAGUCAGUUUUGAGAAAGUGA
Entamoeba invadens IP1 is the source of this 1458-nucleotide messenger RNA. RefSeq lists its product as hypothetical. Lineage: Eukaryota; Evosea; Mastigamoebida; Endamoebidae. The record is from RefSeq and is a predicted model, not a curated record. Bases 1 to 1458 code for a protein of 485 amino acids. The transcript has 2 exons.